Molecule: messenger RNA, 2481 nt
Organism: Strongylocentrotus purpuratus (purple sea urchin)
Lineage: Eukaryota; Metazoa; Echinodermata; Echinoidea; Camarodonta; Strongylocentrotidae
Gene: tasp1
Product: threonine aspartase 1
Exons: 10
Coding region: 75-1208 (377 amino acids)
Biological process (GO): protein maturation
Molecular function (GO): threonine-type endopeptidase activity
Source: RefSeq, a predicted model, not a curated record
AAGAAAAUGACUAACAUGUCAGCGCCCAUGGGUUGACCAGCCUGACUCUGCUACAGCACUCGCAUUGACUAGUUAUGUCCGGAUUUAUUGCUAUUCAUCUGGGUGCAGGAUACCAUUCUCCUGAGAGAAAAGCUGAAUACAAUGAGGCUGUCAAUAAAGCAUGCCAACAGGCAAUAUCUGUCCUGAAGAAUGGUGCAAACGCUGUGGAAGCAGUUGCUAUAGCAGUAUCAACACUUGAGGAUAGUCCAUGUACAAAUGCUGGCCUUGGAUCAAACCUGACCCUAGAGGGCGGUGUUGAGUGUGAUGCAGGUAUCAUGGAUGGAGACUCUCUGCAUUUUGGUGCUGUUGGGGCUUUAGGAGGAAUACGGAACCCAGUCAAAGUCGCCAAAGCUCUGUUGUGUGAACAGCGCAAAGGACUUCUGUCACAUGGUCGUAUUCCUCCAUGUGUACUGGUUGGUAAUGGCGCUCUGCAGUGGGCCUGUGAUCAUGGGUUCAAGGAGGUCAAUACCAGUUCCCUCAUCACCCCAAGGGCACUGUCUGCCUAUCGUAAACACAAGAGGGCCCUAACAGGGUUUAGCACCCUGCCGCCAGACCAGCAGGAGUCAUUAGCGAAGAGGAUGAAGGGAGAUGGGUCUCCAGUGAUUGAUGGGGACACCAUGCAAGACACAGUGGGGGCAGUCUGUGUGGACAGCAAUGGUCAGAUCGCUAGUGCUGUGUCCAGUGGUGGGAUAGCCCUUAAACAUCCAGGGAGAGUAGGACAUGCCAUGUUUUUUGGAUGUGGAUGCUGGGCCCAGUCCCACACCAAGACAUCCAUGUCGGUGAGUGUUGGAUGCAGUACCUCAGGGAGUGGAGAGCAGCUUAUGAGAUGUAAUCUAGCCCAGACCUGCUGUGAGGGACUACUUCAAAGUGAUGAUCCAACCUCAUCAUUGGGUAACACCUUUCAAAGGCAAUAUCUAAAAUCACCAUUUCUAACUGACGAUGCGGCAAGGCUUGGUGGGGCUAUUGCAGUGAGGUACAACCAUAAAGACAGAGACGCAGAGAUACUGUGGACACACUCCACUGAUAGUCUAUGUGUAGGCUACAUGGACACCACGCAAACUAAAGCAAAGAUGGUGAUAUCAAGAUUACCUCCUGGAGCCAGCGCAGGAUCCACCUAUUCCCUAGGAGGAGCCACAGUCCACCUGCCUUUGAUUGAAGAGCCUCCUUGACGACACCCAUCCUCCUUCUUUGAUUGGAGGAUAGUAUGGUGUGUGUGUGCCACCAGGAGAAUACUGAUGGAGACCGGAAUAGCUAGGUAAUCUGCUGGAGCCAACGCUGGAUCCUCAUUUUAUCUUCCUUUGCUCAAAGAGCCUCCUUGACAAUCAGUACCAAUUCUCCAUCCCUUCAUUGGAGGAUAGCAGUGAUCCUGGAAUAGCUGCAGUAUUGGUCACCUAUAGCAGGAGCCUGAGCAGGAGCCAGUCAACUGCUUGAUAUACCAGAGCCGUGAUGAUGUUUUAAACAUCUUCCAUUUUGAAGAUACUGUUGCCGUGGUAAUGUAGUCACGUUAGCUCAUGAGGGAUCCCAUUUUCUCUACCGGGAGCCAUGCAUUGCAGUCAUCUGUCCAGUUGAAUUAUAAUAUGUUGAUACUACUAAGUUGGUUCACUUUGAUGGAGGAUGCUGUCAUAAUGAUACGUCCAAGUUGACUCCAGCUGGAGUCAUUUGUCACCUAUUGAACACCAAGGAGCGACUUUGAAGUAAAUAUACCAGUAUGUUUGAAAUUAAUCUGGUUUAGAAUCGCCACACAUGACCGACACACUGGGUUAUUUUAUUUAGACAAAUUUAUUCUAUCUUGUAAUUUUUUUUUUUUAAAUUUACAUUAACAAAUACGCACAUUUGCCAUUACAGACAAUGAAAUGGAAUUGAAUCAGUUGGCAAAAACACAAUGCAUUUUAUCAGAUAGUACAUUGACAUUCUACCUUUAUUGCUGAUAAGCCUCCAUGCUUGCAUGAUAUGUUUAAUUUUAAAAAUGCUAACAUAUUACUCAAUAGUACUCUCUGACAUACCUCAGAUUCCUAAGAUAUAGUAAUUAAUCAAUGAACGCAGUGAAAAUGGACAUCUCAGUGAUAGUUAUUUUCUUAUUUUGGGUUAUAUGAGCUUGUAUUUAUCACUUAUUCAAAUUGUGACUAUCAUUGUAUUGAGGAAAUGGGGAUGGGCUCAGAUAAAUUUUUAUUGCAAUGAAAAAGAUGUUGGUCUUCAAUGUUGCAUGCACACAGAACACUUCUUUAAAAAAACAAAGUGAUUCCAUGUCUAGGAGUGAGAUAGCUACUGAGAAAUCCAUUUCAGAAUGUAAACAUAACAAGGAAUAGUAUUAAUUAAUUCAGUGCCUUGUUUAACAAAAACAUUUAACAUUUAGACAUAAAUGAUGUUAAAUUAUGCAGAUUUAGUCUAUGUUAUGGGGAUUAGACUACAGAGAAAUAAAAUGCUAAUGAAUUAUUUAUAGAA